Messenger RNA from Melanotaenia boesemani (Boeseman's rainbowfish), 4477 nucleotides. RefSeq names its product SR-related CTD-associated factor 1 (gene scaf1). Gene Ontology annotation, molecular function: RNA polymerase II C-terminal domain binding. NCBI's taxonomy places the organism in Eukaryota, Metazoa, Chordata, Actinopteri, Atheriniformes, Melanotaeniidae. The record is from RefSeq and is a predicted model, not a curated record.
AAUUCUUUGUCGUCCGGUUUCGAGCUGAGGAAGAUGGCGGCUGCUAAUGAAAUAGGGGUUUGCUUUUAACCCGACAAAAAGCGGUGGAUGGGUUGUUUAAAUAACUGAUCAACUCUCUUAUUAACUGUGACUAAUAAAUCCAAGACGGAGGUUCUAGUCGCGGACUGAAGGAUUUCUCCUGGAUCCUUUUCUCCAUCCUCGAGUUGCCUUCAGGCUGACUUCUCCACCAGUUUUUCUGGUCCAUGGACUUGACUCCAACACCAGGCUUCAAACGGAGGCCAGCUGCCUCCUCUUCUCAAGGAGACGUUAGACUGAAAUCCCAGAGCCCUCCUUUGUGCUCACCCACCUUAUCGGUGUCAUCUCCUUCCUCUGCUCCAUCUUCACCACUGUCCACAUCCUCCUCUCACCAUGGCGACCCAACAGCUUACAGGAACCAUGUAAGCCGUCAGAGAGAGGUGGUCAGAAUGUCUGUUGCUACACCUUCAUCCAACUCUGCCUGUCUGGAUUGUUUUACCUCCAGGUCGAUGAAACCAAGUGCUGACUGUGAAGACAAUGGCAGGAAAAGGGAGAUGUACGAUCCUUUCAGUCCAAGUGAUGGAGAUAAGGAGAGAAGGGUAGAGGGGGAGGAGGGGGAAGGGGAGAAAUACGACCCUUUUGACCCCACUGGCUCUCCAGCUUCAGACAUAGAUGACAGGAGCGACAGAGGCAGGGAAGCGGAGGGAAACGAGAAGGUGGAGGAGGAGGAGAAAGAUGACGAAGAACCUCCAGAUUCCACCUUAAUGGACCUGCCAAGCACCCGUCCGGCCACCCAGCUGCCUCUGAGGAGAGCUGAAGGUAGCAGAGGCCAGGCAGAGAAGACCGACUCUGACCAUUCAGAGAUCGAGGAGGGGGAGAUCGUUGGAGCUGCUGGCAGAGAUGCGACCAACAAGAGAGCUGCUGAAGAAGUACUCCCUCCGAGCACCUCCAACGUCUCCUUCUUCGGAUCAAAGCCGGAGCGCAUCCUCCGGGUGCUGGAUGGAGACGGAUUUGUGUCCGUGUGCACUGAGGGAAUCUGGGAGGAUGACCGGGAGCUGGAGGAAGAGCCCCCGGUCGGAGUGGAAGAUCUGAGGAAGAAGCUCGUCAGCAGGAGGAAAAAAAGAUUGUUUUCUGCUCCCCCCCCCCUCUCUCCUCAGCCGUUACCACCUCCCACCUCCCUCCCUCAGGCUUCCCCUCCCCCCUCCCCUCUCACACCUCCUGCAGAACAAACCAGCCAGAACCACAAGUUCUCCAGGAGCUCCAAGGACCGCGAGCAGGAGAAAAGCAAGGAUAGGAAAGCUGGGGAGAAGGAAGUCAGGAGAAAAAAGAAAAGGAAGGGGAAGGAAGGGGAUCAGGAGAGGGGCAAAGACAAGGAGCGAGGACAUAAAGCUGGAAAAGAAGUUAAAGAAAGGAGGAGCAGCAGGAGCAGCAGUCGGAAGAGGAAGAAGAGACGGCACAGCAGCCCGGAGGCGUCCAGAUCCUGUAACUCUUCAAGGAAAGGAGGACACUCCAGGCGCUCCUUUUCAAGCUUAUCGGAAGAAAGACACAGAGAGAAGGAAAGGGACAAAGACAGAGACAGAACCAGAGACCGAGACAAAGACAGGGAUAAAGACAGAGGCCGGGAUAGAGACAGAGACCGGGAUCACAAUAGCAGCAGCAGCCACAGAAGAAGUGAAAAAGUACGAGAUUCCAGCUCCAGGAAGGCCAAACGACGUUCAAGCAGCAGGGAGCGGGGCCCCUCCAAGAGGUCCAAAAGAAGCCGGGAAAAGAGGGAGAACAGCCGAGACCGGCUCCCUGAGAGGGAACGCCGACGGGACGGCCGUCCUGUUGUCCCUCCAUCCAUCCAAGACCUCAACGGAUCCGACCUCUUUGCCAUCAAGCGAACCAUCACGGUCACCACCACCACUACCACCACCACCGUACCCGGCUCCCCGAGACUCACCCCGGCGUCCCCCUGCCGUCCCAUCCAGGGCAUCGAACCCCACAAGAGGAAGAAGAGGAAGUGGCAUUCUGCUGGAGACACGGAGGACCUGGGGAGUCGCAGCCGUUCACGGUCGCUCUCUCCUCCGAGGUAUCACAGCUACGUGUCAGAUCGCUACUCUGACAAGCUGGAGAUCGACAUGUUGUCAUUGGACGGCGAAGCUUUGGACUCUGAUUACCCUUCCUUAGAGGACACGCCUCCCGCUGCUCUGCCUCCAGAACCAGCCAUCCCCAGCCCCAAAGCCAUCACCAAGUCUGGACAAAAUCGCCCAAAAAAGAAGUCUCGCGCACUACAGAAGUUGGAACCUUCUUCCAACAGAACCACCAGAAAAUGCUUGUCCUCUCUGACAGUCACUUCAGGCUCCGCCUCCGUCUCGCCAGGGCUGCCAUCGGUGAAGAGAGCCCGUAAGAUGGGGAAGGACAAAGACCGGGACAAAGGCAGCAGAAAGGAUCUGUGUCGCUCUGGGAAAUCCAAGAAGGAGAGCAGCAGCAGUCGGAAAGGGAAGCUCCAGUCCAAAGUGUCAGUGCUGGUCCGUGAAGGGGUGAGCAGUACCACGGGGGCUUCGGUCGGAGCUGGGAAGCUGAGCAUGGACCUCCUCGGGUCCGGAGGUACAGGAGGGGGCGCUGGGAGCUCAGUGGUGGGCGGCUCCAUUGCUGUAGUGUUCUGUAGAGAUAACGAAAGCAGGUCACCGUUCCUCAAACCGUGUUCGGAGCCACUUUCUCUUGGGGGCCGCAGCAAGGACCUUACCAGUGUGGGAAAACGGAGCAUUCUGGCGGCACCGUCAUCAUCCUUAACCACCACCCCUGGACUGAAACCCAAGAAAACCAAACCCAGCUCCAUCACAUCCACCUCCUCCUCCGCUUCCUCCCCCUCGUCAUCCCUGGCAACCAAGCGCCGCCGUCGUCUUGCCAAGAAGACGAGGGAGAAGGAAGGAGCGACCGGAAUGAUGGCCGGAGAUGGCAGCCAAACCAAAGCUGCGUCUGAGUCCUGGGACAGAGCGUCCUUCGAAGUCCAGUCAGCCAGUGGAGAGGGCAGCAAGUCCGUCAGUCCACAGACUGGACAACCUGGUCCUGUACCCUGCUCCUCAUCCUCGUCCUCAUCCUCCUCUACCAGCGUGCUCCCCCCCUCUUCCUCCCCACCACACACACCUCCACCCUCUAACCCUCCUUGUCGGGACACCAGGGAGUCUUCACCAGACUCUCAGACUGUGGACAGCAGCUGUAAGACACCAGACCCGUCUUUCCUGGCGGAGGACUGUCCAACUGAGACCAGCCCAGCCCCCCUGGCCUCCAGUCCGUCCAGUCCACCCCCCCUCCAGGGACCUAGCCUUAGCCACACUCUGUCUACACCCACUGCCAAGCCCCCCCCUCCAGACGAUGAACUGAAAACUCUGGCUUCGCCUCCAAGCUCGUCUUCAUCAGCAGGCUGUGGUCUCGCUUCCCUGCCUCUGUCUUCAUCUGACCCCUCCUCCUCAUCCUCGGUCUCCUCCUCCUCUGCCAGCAAGCCUCCUCCUCCUCCCCCCCCUCCAGCUGCAUCCACCCUCCCCUGGAGUUUGCAGACUGGGGUGGACUGCACGACCGGAGGAGUUCUAGCAUUGACUGCUCUGCUCUUCAAAAUGGAGGAGGCCAACAUCGCCAGCAGGGCAAAAGCACAGGAGUUCAUUCAGGCGACCAGCCAGAUCCUGUCCCAGGCCAAUCAGAGCCAGUCCCAGCAGCAUGCCCCGCCUUCUGCAGCUCCCUCAUCCUCACAGAUCCCCCCACCUCCUGCUGUGCCCCCACCUCCUGGUUUGAGCCCAGCCCAGUUCAUCCUCCACAAUUCCCUCCCAUUGGUUGGCUGCACUACAACUCCACCCACCCACCUGCACUCCUCCAUGGGGGGUGGGUGUGCUCAGACCCCACCCCCCAUCAUGCCUGUGGGGCUGUCAGGAGUGACUGGGAGCUCUGGUGACACAGGAUGGGAGAAUGAGAGCAAAGACCCAGAUAAGUAUCUGAAGAAGCUGCACACGCAGGAGCGGGCGGUGGAGGAGGUGAAGCUCGCCAUCAAACCUUACUAUCAGCGCAAGGACAUCAACAAGGACGAGUACAAGGACAUCCUCAGGAAAGCCGUGCAUAAGAUCUGCCACAGCCGCACCGGAGAGAUCAACCCAGUGAAAGUCAGCAACCUGGUGAAACUGUACGUGCAGCGCUACAAGUACUUCCGGAAACACGGACGCAAGAUGAACGAAGAGGAGAGGGAUGACCGGGAGUCGGGAGCGCUGCACUCCUCCGCCUGAUGCUGUUUUUAUCCUUCCUGUCUGUCUGCUCCUUCAGUCCUAACUGUAAAUAUAUCUGACAUAUAAACCGGUUUUGUUGCUAUGGCAACAGGCCUCCUCCAGGCAGGAUGGAGUGAUGCUCCUACUUCUUCUGUCUCUGUAUCGUCUGCAUGUUACUGACAUCCAGGAACUUAGAAAACACCCACAAAACAUAAAUGUUUUCCAACCCA